UGAAGAGAAGAGAGCUUUAAAAGGGUAGAGAAGAGACCUGUUGGCAAGCGCUUCCUGGACUGUUCACAAGGCAUCGCUUUUUUGGGGCCUGUGGAUCUGAAAGCUGCUGUCAUGGCAACCAUGUAUGACUGGCAGAAAACAGACCACAGUCUCUGAGCUCCAGUCAACCUGGACGCUUCAGAGCAUGAACCACACUCUUAUGGGGAGAUGAAGAGUUGUGAUAUGGAGACACCAGGGCAGCUGCAUACUGUGAGGACUAUGACGCAUCAAGCAUAUCAACCCCUGCUUCCCUCUGGAAACAAAUAUCUGCAGCAGAAAUGGGACAUGGCUUCAUAUGAUUUACACAGGGGAAAGGUGAAGUCAGCAAAACCAACAAUAAACACGACUCCACCAAAGACCUAUGACCACCUGACUCUCAGGCUGAAAAAACUAAAGCUUGAAGAGGAAUGGACAACGAAGAUUCAGAGGGAAAACAAUAUGCUUAUGGAGAAAAUAUCACGCAUCAUGAGGACGACUGGAGGAGUUGACAACAGGAAUUAUUAUGACAGAAAAAGCCUUGGCAAGGAGAAGCGACAGCUGGAGUUGCUCCGUAUUACCAAGGAGAAUCAAAUGAUCCUCUUCCGUCUGAGCCAAUGCAGGCCUCACUAUAAUGUGAGGAGCUGGCAUGAGGACUGGCUCAAAACUCUCAAGGUGAUGGACAGCAUCGCACGUUACCCACGAGAAAGAUCAAAUCAGCAAAAGGGACAAGAAAACCCCAUCAGAAAGUGCAGUGACUGUGAUAAAGAACAAAAGAUCAGAGCUGAUUCAACAACACAGAGCCCUGCAAGCAACAUGGCCACUGGUAAAGCACGAAAAAUGAAAAGUGAAAAGGGGAAAGAAACCAGCGAGAAAGACGGUACAAGAACGGAGAUGCAGCAGGACAGUGUGACAUACCCGGCCCCUGAACCAAAUCUACAUGGGAAACCCAUUUCACCUGGUCCACCUGGUUCUUCUGACAGUACAGCGGAUAAACCUCAAUGCUGAAACUUUUUCCUCUCCUGGUGGAUCUGAAACGCCACAACACUCAAGGAUAAGACUGCAAGUCCUAUGGGGGGUUAAAAUGGCAAAGUCAAGUUUUUCUGCACACUAAAGAGACUGUUAGUUCCACAUUUUUUGAAAAGGGCAGUCUUAACACCAGAGAAACUCUACCUAGAUACUGUAUGGUACUUAUAUGAUCUUUGGUACUAGAUAGUCUAAAAUCUGUUGUCAGUUGUAGUAUUUGUAUUUGCUUUGUACUGAGAUACAUUUAUGAACUCAAUAUCUCUGUGGAAGAUGUGAUAUUCACAGACAGAAUGAUAAACUAUUUUAAUGUUUCUUUCAUAACA
Molecule: messenger RNA, 1364 nt
Organism: Morone saxatilis (striped sea-bass)
Lineage: Eukaryota; Metazoa; Chordata; Actinopteri; Moronidae
Exons: 7
Coding region: 208-1023 (271 amino acids)
Source: RefSeq, a predicted model, not a curated record